AUGAUAAACUCACCUUUUAUAUAUUCAGUCGAGAGUCACAAACAUUCGAUGAAGGUGUUAAAAAAUGGAACAAAACAAAACACAUAAAAAUGUUUACCUAGCCAGUCUAACGAAUUUAGCUUAUUUUGCACUUGGAACAUGUACGGGAUGGACAUCGCCGAUGAUGCCGAGGCUUCGAGAUGCUACAGCUGAUAGUCCAUUGAAGUUUGGGGUAGGACGUAUGGAGGAAGGUUGGAUAAGUUCUUCUAUUGCAAUUGGAGCUUUGAUUGGGUGUCCCUUGGCUGGACCACUGGCAAAUAGAGUCGGCAGAAAAUGGGCUUUACUAUUCAGUGCCUUUUCAUAUGCAGUUGCAUAUUUCCUAUUUCUACAAGCAAAUACAAUUUGGUUCCUUUAUGUUGCACGUGGCUUGCAGGGAAUCGGUGUAGGGCUAACUUGUACCGUAAUGCCAAUAUACGUCUCUGAAAUAACAACUGACACAAACCGUGGACCUAUAGCAUCACUGAUGACACUUUUCAUGUUGAGUGGAACUCUCUUCGUGUACGGGAUUGGAAUAUUCAUGACUUACAACCAAGUUCAGUACUCCUGUCUUACUAUACCAAUUAUAUUCUUUUUAAUAUUUUUCUUCAUGCCGGAAACACCCUAUUUUUAUGCAAUGAAAAGAAGAAAAUCAGCAGCUGUCAAAUCAUUGGCAUUUCUUCGGUGUAAGUGUCCCAAGGAUAUUGAAGAUGAGAUCAGACAGAUUCAGUCAGCAGUUGAUGCUGAUAUGUCUCAAAAGGGUACCUUACCCCAAAUUUUACGAAACAAACCAAACCGAAGAGCGUUCUUUAUUUGUGUCGGUUUAAUGGCAUUCCAGCAACUCUCCGGUAUCGAUGCGGUAACCUACAACAUUGAAUCUAUUUUCAUGGCUGCCAAAUCACCCUUGAAUCCUGGCGUUGCAUCAGUAGUUUCAGUUUUGGGUCAAAUAGUGGCAAAUCUAAUAACUCCAUUAAUUAUCGAACGACUUGGUCGCAAGAUGAUCCUUAUGAUAUCAGCGAUAGGAAUGUGCUUGACACUGAUCGUAAUGGGAACAUUCUUUUACAUUGAAAGUUCUCUUGAAGAUUCAUCAGUAUAUCGUUUGAUUCCUAUUCCUGCUCUAAUGCUUUUUAGUGGAAUGUAUGCAAUUGGAUUUAGUCCUUUGCCUUGGGUGGUUAUGAGUGAAGUUCUACCAUCGAAUAUUAAAGCAACUGUUUCAUCGUUUUCCACUACAGUUGGUUGGAUAAUAACUUUUGUAUUGAUACGUUUUAUUCCAGAAUUCAAUGCUGAAUUGUAUUAUGCAUUUUGGACGUUUGGAGGAUUAUGUGGUUUGGCUUUUAUUUUUGUUCUUUUUGUUGUUAUCGAAACCAAAGGACUCAGUUUGCAAGAAAUACAAGAGAAAUUAAGCUAA
Molecule: messenger RNA, 1423 nt
Organism: Episyrphus balteatus (marmalade hoverfly)
Lineage: Eukaryota; Metazoa; Arthropoda; Insecta; Diptera; Syrphidae
Product: facilitated trehalose transporter Tret1-like
Exons: 5
Coding region: 65-1423 (452 amino acids)
Biological process (GO): transmembrane transport
Cellular component (GO): membrane
Molecular function (GO): transmembrane transporter activity
Source: RefSeq, a predicted model, not a curated record